Babesia bigemina is the source of this 5010-nucleotide messenger RNA. RefSeq lists its product as hypothetical. The record is from RefSeq and is a predicted model, not a curated record. NCBI's taxonomy places the organism in Eukaryota, Apicomplexa, Aconoidasida, Piroplasmida, Babesiidae. The coding region runs from base 1 to 5010 and encodes 1669 amino acids. The transcript has a single exon.
AUGGGAUUUUUGUAUUAUUUGCUUAAGGAUGUCAGCGAGAAACAGCCUUACAGUGUGGGCAAAACAAUGCUAAAAGAUUUUGUUGAGACCGAAUUAAAGCCUAAAUUAUCCACCGGGCGUAAGGGUUUUGAGGUCAUUGAGCAGGUGGCGGGGAAGGUGCGGGAGUAUAAUGAGAGUGUGAAGCAUAGUAACGAUGAUGUGAAAAAUCCCGUCGAUGUUUUACUAAGCUUUGUAAGCGACACAAAAAGUGGUAAGUGGUUUGAUAGGGUUCAUAAAAUUCAGGUAGAUAACGCCGAUGAGCAAGCAGUGAACAAGGCCGUGCAGUCUGUCAACAGCGAGUUGGCGGAUUGUAAAUAUCACGUUGAUAAAUUUAUAAUAGACACUUAUAACGCACGUAAUAGCAUUGCAGAUCUAAACAGCAACUGUAACAAUAAUGUUAAUAGAGCUAAAAAUAACAUUACGCAUGAACGCAAACGGUUGAUUGAGCUGUCGGAUGAGGAGCAAAGAAAAUACGUGGUUAUGGCGAAACAUAUAGGAAAAAUUAUCAAUAGUCUCAGAAGAAGUGUCAAUAUGGUGAUUACAUCGCAGGUAUCCGAUUUGGUCGAACAGCUGAAAAAUAUGGUUAAUGAAAUUAGAGGCAAACUUUUGGAUGUUCAUAAGACGCUUAAUACGUGUAUUAAUACACUGAGCCAAUGGAUUGAUGACGCGCUGAGAAUUAUAACGGCGGCGGAGGAUAGAAUAAAGAAUGACAUAUUGCCGAGAGUUAAAGAUAAACAUGAAAAGAAUGCUGGUGAAGAUACGACUAUAACGCAGAAAGUUAACGAGUUAAAAAAAAGAAGCGAGAAAUUGUUAGAUGCGUACAAGGAGUCGUAUAAUGGCCUGAAGGAGUUGAAGAAAAAUAUCAAUAGAGCGGUUGAUGCAGUCGAACAGCUCUACACUAAACGGCUGGAAACGGUGAAAGAGCAAGUGGACAGACUGGUUGAAAGUACUGGUAGACAUCUUGGCACUGUAGAUGGACAUGUAAAACGGGGGUUAUGGCAGGUGAGGAACAACAUUAAACUACACUUCGACACGUUUGUUGAUGAGUUAGGACGUAAAAUUGUGGAUGCUUCCAGACAGUCGACGGAUGCUUACAAUACCAGUUCUCGUUAUAUGUUUUUAAAAAAUAAUUUGAAAAUUGUUGGAUUUGAAGGAUUGAAUGCAGUACUUGAGGAUGCCGAUACAGUAAACCGUGAUUUCGCUAAAGCUAUGGAUAAUGUAUUGUAUUAUAUCAAUCAAGCACAUAUAUCUAGAGGGAAACUCAAUGGAGAAUAUUACCUACAGAAGCUUGGUGAAGGUUUAAAGGAUGCAAUACAUAAGCAGUUUAAGAAGGUGGUAGUUGGAGAAGAGGAAGAAGAUAUAGAUCUUAAAACACUUAACAAGGAUUAUUACAACGAAACUGUGAAAGAUGCCGAAGUAGCACACGACAAACUUAGAGGCAUGAUUCAAGCUUUUAAAGGGCCAGUUGAAAAAGACGGUUUCACUGGUAAUGCAGCAUCAGCAAGAUUUGUCGCUAAGGAUAUGCCGGGUUACCGAACAGGCACAAUAGGCACGCCAAAAGGUAAAAAAGAUGAGUACGACAUCGCCUUAAACAAUGUUGACACCGCGCUUAAAGCAUUCGAGACUGAAGGCUGUGUCGAUCAUAUUGAAGGCGAAGAAGCCGACAUUCAACAAAAGAAAGAUGAACUUGGUGGCUUCGUCACCGAAAUCACUAACGAACUAAAUGACAUUGGAGUUUUAAUUGACAGCACCUCAGGUGUGGUAGUGAACAGACAGAUGAUGUCUGCAGAUCCACAAGGCCUCAAGCAGAAGUUCAUUGACUUGAGAAGUAAAAUCGGCAGAACCAUCGGUGUUGAAACAGUCAGGAUAGGCACUCUUCAGAAAAUUCAUGACGAUAUGACUACUUUAAGAGACGGAUUAGUGGGCUCAGCGCUCACUAACGCUAUUAGCUUCAUCAAUGAAGACGCUGAUGCAUUAAGAGAAAAAAAAAUUACUGAACUUCAUGGUACUGUCAAUCAUGAAGCCGAAAUGGCUACUAAACUCCUCACCACUCUUGCGCGGAAACAAUACGUCUCCUCCGUCAAGCAGCUCCUCACCGCGUUUGCGGACAAGGUAAGCCAGGAGUUGGCGGGGUUGCCGGGGGAGAUUGAUGAGGAUUUGAGGAUCGGGUUCAAGGGGUUGAUGAGGGUGAUGGGAGGUAUGGAUAGUGUAACUGGUGAGCCCGUUGAAGGCUCUAGAAGUGCAAGUUUGCUCGACAAAAUAAAUACAGCUGUAUCGUCUCAUGGACCAGGUACGGCCAUGAAGGUCACUUUCGAAAAAUUGUCUUCAACAUUCAAGGACUAUUUUACUCCGAUUCACACGUAUGUUACUGAUCAAAUUAAUCAUGAGACUGCCUCUGAACCCGAGGCCAUCAGAGCUAUUACAUCCGCCAACCGUGAGCACCUCGCCGAUGUCAACACUAAAUUCAACAAAUUACUCGAACACCUAAAAACUAUCAAUAGUGGCAGAAUAUACAUAUCUGAUCACAAAUUCGUUGGUUUGCGUGAAGACUUUAAGUCCUCCCUCGCCUCCCUCCAACCCUCCGCCUUCGCCAACCCCCGGCACCCGGAGCUGCUCGAUGCGGUCAGACAGGGGCUGCAGGGGUUUGUCACGGAGAUGGAGCGGGUGUAUGUGAACGGGUAUGAUGGUAGAACAAUUAAGUGGAUUGAAAAUGAUGGUAAAGAAGAUAAAUUAACGGUUCACGGAAAAAAUGGCGCCAAAGCGUUUCUUAGCAUACUCGAGAUACUGAGCAGUAACAUUUUUCAUUUGGGAGAGCGGUGUAAAAGUGCGCAGUUUCAAACAAUAUUUGCAUCACAUGAGAAACAUAAAAAUGUUCUCGGUGAUUUCCUCAGCGGCAAUGGGUACCAGGUUUCCAAAUCAUAUAAUUCCCAUGAAGGUGAGCUGAAGAAUGAGACCAAGUGCACUGGUACGUACAUUUAUAAAGAACUAUUCAACAGUGAGAUAAGAAAUUUGAAAAAUGUUGAACAGGUUAAAGAGUGGAAGAAAGAGAUGAAAAGGAAGAAUAUGUUUACUCAUCCUCGUGAUAAUGAUGAUAGCAAGAUUACUCUCUUUGAUAUUACUGAUUAUUUAUACGAAUAUUUAGAAAAGUACAACGACGUAUGCCAUCUGUCAACGCUAACUUCGAGGACACACCCGUGCUCCGUAUACGAGAUGUUGGUUUGGCUUUCAGGACUACCGCACAGUCCUGUCCAUAAACCUAAGCUAGACCUAACUAUCCUCAACGUGAUAGCAGACAUCAACAAACAUGAGAAAGAUGCUGCUGACAAGGAGGACGUUGAAAUAACGGUCGAAAUGGGUGACUCCCCUACUUUCUCACUUGCUACACCCAAAGACACAACCGUGACUGCCUAUCCGAAAAACGUAUUGUAUGAUGACCUAAGAGGCGCGAUAACGCACAUCUGCGCCACAGCUUAUGACGUGUUGGUUACUAUUGCCGGCCACGGGGACGAAUUCAACAUCUAUGCAAGCGAUUUCUCAAACAACUCCAUGAAGUUCCACUAUCCAUCAACAGGGGAAGACUGUCUCGACAUGUUACUUGACAUACUUCGCAGGAUAUUACCAACAUUAAGCUUCCUGAAAAGCCAAUGUAAGCUUGAAGCUGAACAACACGGUUGGCAAUCUUGCAAGUACGGCAAAAAUAUUCCUACCAUCAAGUCGCAUUGUGGCAAGCAACCAGAAACAGAACCAACGUGCAAACCAAAAUGCGAGACAAAUUGCCAACCAACGUCGCCACUAAUGAGCUAUUUGAAUGAUUGUCUACCUGGUCAUUUGCCGCAUCACCUUACAAAAAUCGGUUGCAAAUAUGAAUGCAACACUUGCCCCUCAACUUCAAAGAAGGGUAUGCCUUGCCUCACACCUCUUGGUUUUAGAGGAUUCUCAGGAUCCACCCGAAUGGGUAAGGAUAUAUGUGACGUACUGGAUGCCUUCCUAAGUAAUGAGCAUAUAUCGUGUAUAUUUGCUCUGAUGCCUAUGCCGCCCAAAACAUUGCCCGAACAUUUAGGAUUUGCAUUGUCGCUAGUUAAGGAAUGGGUGAAUACUACUAAACUGACAAAAGGUGGAAGAACUACGUUCCCAUUCCAGUCCACAUUUGAGUCAUCCAUAGACAAGCUAUCCAUUAGGCUGUGUCCUUCACCUUCUUUUCUUACCAAUGCCUUGGCAAGUGCAUAUGGUUCAGAAUCUGGUGUGCAUCAAUAUUGCAAAGAUCAUCAUGUUAGAAGUCUGGCAAGCCAGCUCAUCUGUAUAAACGAAAGCAAGAACGUCAAAUGCGCGCCUUAUCUCACAAAUCUCAGCUGCGACUCCUACAAUUACCUAGCAUACAAUCAUACUGACACGUACGUUUCCUGGGCUGCAUACCUCCCGUGGAAUUUCUGGGAUUGUCUCAACAACCUAUACAAAGAUUUUUGUGAUAUUCUUUGCCAAGAAUGGGGUUGUCAAAAAUGCCUCCGCGCCGACAAAUGCAAACGUGGACAGCAUGGUCUCAAAGAUGAGAAAACUGAAAUUCCUCAUUGUCGCUGCCCUUCUAUAGUCGGCUGCAAAGGCGUCACACCUACAUUCUAUAAGUAUGGAUUAGCAAUUGGUAAUGCGUCGGUGUUAAACAAAGUAGACAAUGAAAAAACAUGCUACGAUUUUUGCACUCAAUUAAGUAAAGUUCUAAAAUCGCAAUAUUUCACCGAACUGUUCGACAAAUGCGACGACUUCCUCUUCACCAUCCGCGCCCCCUUCAUCUGGCUCAACGUAGCCCUCUGGCUCCUCUCUUUCCUAUACCUCAUCCACAUCAUGGUCGUCCGCCUCGACCUCCUCCACAUCAAAUCGCACUUACAUAGUCCCUCAUCUCAUCGUAUUGCUGCUCAAUCACUACUCGCCGCUGCACGCGUUAACAAACUGGGCAGGGUGUUUUAUCUGCAACCAUAA